AGAAACGAGAAAAGAAAAGAAGAAGGAAAAGCCGAGUUGUGGAUCACCUCCUUCCCUCCGCUCUCGUGACAGGAAAAAGGGUGGUGAGAAAGAAAGAAAUCAUCUGUAGUGGAAGGUUGAAGAGGGGGAGAGAGUCCCUCACCAGGAAGGAAGACAAGACAAGAAAAGAAAGCUCGCAAUCUCUUUCUCUCUCUCUCUCUCUAUAUAUAUAUAUAUAUAUACUCUCUCUCUCCCCACCACCGUCGCCUUCCCUUUCAUGUUUCUCUGUUCCUCUCCCCACACCAUUCUUCUGCCUCCUCCUUUCUCUCUUUGUUUCUGAUACUUUCUGCCCUUCUUUCUCCGCCAUCACCGAUUCCUCUCUCUCUUUCUCUCUGUCUCUCUCUCCGCUUUUGCGUCAAUGAUGAAGAGGCCAUCGGAGUCAACGGAGAGCGAGGGAAGCAAGAGGAGGAGGGUGGAUGGGGAGGGGGAUGGGGAGGGGGAGGAGGAGUUCCUGCUGGACGAGAAUCUGCUGUUCGAGGUGUUCAGGCACAUGGAUUCGAGGACCCUGGGGUUGGCUUCGUGCGUCAGCCGGCAAUGGCACCGGACGGCCAAGGACGAGCGCCUCUGGGAGAUCAUUUGCACCCGCCACUGGGCCAACACCGGCUGCUCUACCAGCCAGCUUCGAUCCGUUGUUCUCGCCCUCGGCGGCUUCCGCCGCCUCCACUCUCUCUAUCUUUGGCCCCUACUUAAGCCACCGGCGCGAUCCUCCUCCUCCCCUUCUUCUUCGUCAUCAUCUUCUUCUUCUCAAUCGCCCUCCAUCCCCAGAUUGUCUACUAACAUGAUCCCCACAUCGGCCCGUUGGGGCAAGGACGAGGUUCACCUCUCCUUGUCCCUCCUCUCCAUUCGUUACUUCGAGAUGAUGAACCCCAGCAGCACCCACCAUCGGCAUCUCGCUUCCGGCGUCGUUCUCCAAACCCCAAAACGUCAAUUGCUCGAAGAUUCCAGCUGAUUCAAACGCCGAACCGGAAAAUCCUGGUUGGCAUUCGACAGGCGAAUGAUUUCAGCACGCCUGUGGAGAGGAAGUUGGUGUGGACUAAUUACUUCUUUGCUUUUCGGUUGGUGGGUGUUGGAAGUCUGUUAAUGAAUUUGGGUUCUACUCUUUUCCUUUUAGCCUUCUUAUGAUAAUGAUAAGCAUGCUUUGCUUUUUCGGUGUGUUGUAUUUUGCUUUGAAUGUGUAUGUAACAACGGAUGUUUUUCCCAAAUGAUAUGAUUAUGAAUGUCACCAUGAA
Molecule: messenger RNA, 1268 nt
Organism: Nymphaea colorata (pocket water lily)
Lineage: Eukaryota; Viridiplantae; Streptophyta; Magnoliopsida; Nymphaeales; Nymphaeaceae
Product: F-box protein GID2
Exons: 1
Coding region: 398-988 (196 amino acids)
Biological process (GO): gibberellic acid mediated signaling pathway; regulation of gibberellic acid mediated signaling pathway
Cellular component (GO): SCF ubiquitin ligase complex
Molecular function (GO): protein binding
Source: RefSeq, a predicted model, not a curated record